Messenger RNA from Micropterus salmoides (largemouth bass), 1577 nucleotides. Its product is annotated as metal cation symporter ZIP14-like. The record is from RefSeq and is a predicted model, not a curated record. Gene Ontology annotation, molecular function: zinc ion transmembrane transporter activity. The transcript is spliced from 4 exons. NCBI's taxonomy places the organism in Eukaryota, Metazoa, Chordata, Actinopteri, Centrarchiformes, Centrarchidae. Gene Ontology annotation, cellular component: membrane. Gene Ontology annotation, biological process: zinc ion import across plasma membrane; intracellular zinc ion homeostasis. Bases 123 to 866 code for a protein of 247 amino acids.
GUGCAGUGCUGCUGUUCUUUCUUUAAAAAGACCAUUAACAACUCCAAAUCUGUCAGCGUCAACUUGUUUUGAAAAUGUUUGUGAGAUGUGUAAUUUUGUAGUGUAGUGUUGAGAGUGUCAUCAUGAUGUCUGUUUUCUCUCAGAAUCACGGUCACAGUCAUUACCCUGAUGCAGAUCAUGUGGAAGAGGGCGAAAAGGAGAAGCUGCAGCAGAACGGGGAAGCCAGCAGUCUGGCUUUGGGCAAGGUGGACGCAGGGGAGGGCGAGCUCAUGCUCAGUCCUGCACAGACACCACAGGACUCCCAGAACCCAGACAGCGGGGGGCGGUCCGGCAGCGGUGGUGGCUGCUACUGGCUGAAGGGUACGUCCUACUCUGACAUCGGCACACUGGCCUGGAUGAUCACAUUAAGUGAUGGCCUGCACAACUUUAUCGACGGCCUGGCCAUCGGCGCCUCCUUCACUGCCUCCAUCUUCCAGGGCAUCAGCACCUCAGUGGCCAUCCUGUGUGAGGAGUUUCCCCACGAGCUGGGAGACUUUGUGAUCCUGCUGAACGCUGGAAUGAGUAUACAGCAGGCUCUGUUCUUUAACUUCCUGUCGGCUUGUUGCUGUUACCUGGGCAUGGGCUUUGGCAUCCUGGCCGGCAACAGCUUCUCCCCCAACUGGAUCUUUGCCCUGGCUGGGGGAAUGUUCCUGUACAUCGCUCUGGCAGACAUGUUUCCAGAGAUGAAUGAGGUGAGUCGUGAGGAAGAGGACGCGGGCGGCAGCAGCUUCCUCCUCACCUUUGCCAUCCAGAACGCUGGACUGCUGACGGGCUUCUCCAUCAUGCUCCUCCUCACCACCUACUCUGGUCAGAUACAGCUGGGCUAGCACCGGACUCCUCUGGACCAACACCGGCCCUGACCAAUGUUGAAAGUGCUGGUUUAAACUGAUCCCCAAAAGGAGAACUUUUUUCUCUUUAUCUUCCCAAAGUUAGUUUAGUUUUCAGGACCCUGGAGUUUUUGAAGUUUGACUGCUGUGCGGCAGGUACGCACACUCCUCUAUUAAAAAUAUUUGAGUAGCUGUUUGUGUGCAGUUCCCAGAUGCAGUAGAACCCAGGCGGAGGGGGUGGCAGCCUUCUUUUAAUGUUUUAUCUACGUUUUCCUGACAGCUGCUCCCUUCUAGAAAUAUCAACUGAAGCAGUCUACAGAGACUAGAGACGUGACUCCCUCGCUGAAGAUGAACUGACGUGUAAUCCCGACCCAGUCCCUCAAACGUUUCUCUAUUUCCCAGACUACUGAUCAGCCAUUUGCCCUUAUUUUUCCUCCUCCCACCCCUCAGUGGAUGUCAUUGAGCCUCAUCUGAGAUUCAGUAGAUACAGAGCAUUAUAUCUCUAAUCCUCUAUGCCCGCAACACUUCCUCAGGAGGUGGGAAAAGCACAAUCAGGUAACAGCAGAUGUAUUUUUGACAUCCUUGAGUCUUUAUCCUUCUGUUUCAGACUGUUUCCCCUUUCCUUUUUUUCCAUUCCAUACCAAAAACAACUCAUUACGGAACUGACCUGGAAGUUUGUUCGUGUUAACAUAAAACUGACUUCAAGCUGUA